This is a messenger RNA of Solanum dulcamara, 1749 nucleotides long. RefSeq names its product wax ester synthase/diacylglycerol acyltransferase 11-like. The coding region runs from base 70 to 1608 and encodes 512 amino acids. The transcript is spliced from 8 exons. The record is from RefSeq and is a predicted model, not a curated record. Lineage: Eukaryota; Viridiplantae; Streptophyta; Magnoliopsida; Solanales; Solanaceae. Gene Ontology annotation, molecular function: long-chain-alcohol O-fatty-acyltransferase activity; diacylglycerol O-acyltransferase activity. Gene Ontology annotation, biological process: triglyceride biosynthetic process. Gene Ontology annotation, cellular component: plasma membrane.
AAGUAUAGUACACACGUAUUACACUUUUUUUUUUCAGAUUGCUCUGUACUUUCCAAAUUAAAAAAUAAAAUGGAGUCAGCUAUGGCUGAAGGAUUAAGAAGUAGAUCAUCAAGUCUAAAACCAAUAGAAACAAAGAGGAAAGCCAUCGAAGAGUACGAUGUGGUGACUGUGGAAGACGAGCCGUUGAGUCCAACAGCUCGUCUUUUUCACGAUUCGAGGUUUGAUCUCCAUGCCCUUGCCGUUAUGGGUUUCGAAAAUCGGCUCUCGCCACAGCUUGUGAAGGACAAGUUGGUGCAUACUUUGCUUAAGCAUCCUCGUUUUACUAGCUUGAUGGUUGUUGAUGAAGAAAAUUUAGAAGCCAUGAAAUGGGUCCAAACAAAGAUUGAUUUGGACCAACAUGUUAUAAUAGUUGAAGUGGAUGAAACUCAGCUGGAAUCACCAGACAAAUUUGUAGAGGAUUAUAUUUACAAUCUUAGCAAAACAAGCCUCGACAAAUCCAAGCCACUUUGGGAAAUUCACAUUGUCAAUGUCAAAACUCGUGAUGCUGAGUCUGUAGCCGUGUUUAGGAUCCACCAUUCUCUAGGCGAUGGCACCUCCCUUAUUUCUCUUCUACUUGCGUGUACUCGUCAAACUUGUGAUGAUCUCAAGCUUCCUACCAUUCCAACCAAGAAAAGGAGACCUACCCCUUCAGGUUAUUCAGAAAAGGAAGGGUUGUUCAAAUUGUUGGGGGCCUUUUGGCUUUUCAUCAGAAUGCUUGUGAAUACAACCAUGGAUGUUUUCAUGUUCAUCAUCACAAUCAUCUUCCUCAAAGAUACAAUAACACCGAUCAGUAUUGAGCCUGAUUUAGAAUCUAAUAAAGCUAGACGAGUCGUUCAUCGGAUAAUUAGUCUAGAUGAUUUGAAGUUUGUGAAAAAUGCUAUGAAUGUUACUAUAAAUGAUGUUGCACUGGGAUUAACACAAGCUGGUUUAUCCAAAUAUCUCAACAGAAGAUAUGGUGUUGGUGGAAAAGACAAGGGAGCCACAGAGAGAAACAACAAUCUUCCCAAUGACAUUCGACUUCGGUCCUGUCUUGUUUUUAACCUAAGAUCCUCCGCAGGAAUUGAAGAUCUAGCCGAUAUGAUGGAGAACGGAAGCAAAGGGAAGCGAGGUUGGGGAAAUUGGUUCGGUUAUGCGUUGUUACCGUUCAAGAUUGCACUACGAGAUGAUCCUUUAGACUAUGUGAAAGAAGCUAAAACGACAGUUGAUCGCAAGAAGCGAUCCUUUGAAGCUUUGUUCACUUUGACCAUAGCCGAAUUAUUAAUCAAUGUUUUUGGCAUCAAGGUAGCUACAACUGUGACUUUCAGAGGAUUCUCAAAUUCAACAAUAUGCUUCACCAAUUUAGUUGGACCACAGGAAGAAAUUGGGUUCUGUGGCAACCCCAUUACUUAUUUAGCUCCAAGUGCUUAUGGGCAGCCAAGUGCCUUGAUGAUCAAUUUCCAAAGCUAUAUUAAUAAGAUGAUCAUCGUCGUAUCUGUUGAUGAAAAUGCUAUUCCUGAUCCACAACAAUUGCUUGAUGAUUUUGAAGAAUCUUUUAAUCUCAUAAAGGAUGCUGUCAAGAAUCUGAAAUGAUCAAGAAAAAUCCAAUCAAACAAGGUUGUAUAAGUAAUUUUACUAUAUUAAAGAACUUUUAUGUUAAUAAUUCACCAGCACUUGCAAUAAUUCUCUUUAACUAUGCUUAAUUUCAAUUUGAUAUGAAAGAACAUCGUACUA